AUGCUCGUCAAGGUUCUCUUCGCUAUCGCCGCGCUCGCCGCCACGGCCUCGGCCACCCCCCGCCCUCUCAGCGUCCCUCGCGUCAAGCGCCAGAACGGGUGCGAGCUCGUCUGUACUGGCACCAGAAUUUGCGUUGAUCCCGGAUGGACGUGCUGCUUGAACGCCGGCGGCGGUAUCAGCCACAGCUGGAUCCCCGGCGGCACGAUCACCGACGUCUCGACCAUCAUCGAGUCGACUUCGUCGACGACGACGACCACCACCACUCAGUCGACGACGACGACGUCGUCGGCCGAGUCGACCACCACCACCACGACUUCGUCCGCCGAGUCGACCACCACCACGACCACGCCCGCCCCCGAGUCGACCUCCACCACGACCACGACGCAGUCGCCCACCGCCGCCCCCGUCGAGCCGUCCUCGUCUACCACCACCGCCGCGCCGAGCAGCAAGACGUGCAAGCCCAAGCACAAGAAGAACUACCGCAAGCGCGACUUCUAA
This is a messenger RNA of Vanrija pseudolonga, 498 nucleotides long. RefSeq lists its product as uncharacterized. The coding region runs from base 1 to 498 and encodes 165 amino acids. NCBI's taxonomy places the organism in Eukaryota, Fungi, Basidiomycota, Tremellomycetes, Trichosporonales, Trichosporonaceae. The record is from RefSeq and is a predicted model, not a curated record. The transcript is spliced from 2 exons.